UGUACAAGAUGCCCAGAAUUAGUGACACCCCUGGCCAAAAAAAAUUGACGUAGAGCCCCCAGUAAAAUGCGCUAACAGGUUAAUGACUCUCGUGAAGCUUAAACGUGAGAGUUAUAUAGCUAGAUCUGCUCGGGAAACGAUCAGCGUUGUCAGUUUAAUCCACGUGUUUUCCUGGACAAGGUAAAGCGUAAAUGCUUAAAGAUCAUAUCGGCUGCAGAUUCAGACUCAUCAGGUUUGCUCUCCAGUAGUUGCACCGCUCCGUGGGCAGCGGUGGCUCGAGCCGAUAUUUUAACUCGCUGUGGAUUGUGGGAGUCGAGGACACUGCCCAGGCUUGUUCCCGGAGAACCAGAGACAUUUUCCCCCGCUGUGUUUUAGCCCAACACAGGUAACGGUCUCAGAACCAUGUCCAGCCGAGGAGGAAAGAAGAAGUCAACCAAGACGUCCCGGUCUACCAAGGCCGGGGUCAUCUUCCCUGUAGGACGCAUGCUGCGCUACAUCAAGAGGGGCCUGCCCAAAUAUCGCAUCGGGGUGGGAGCCCCCGUCUACCUGGCUGCGGUCCUUGAGUAUCUUACUGCUGAGAUUUUGGAGUUGGCGGGUAAUGCAGCCAGAGACAAUAAGAAGGGUCGUGUCACACCACGACACAUCCUGCUGGCCAUUGCUAACGAUGAGGAGUUGAACCAGUUGCUGAAAGGUGUGACCAUCGCAGCAGGUGGAGUCCUGCCCAACAUCCAUCCAGAGCUGCUGGCUAAGAAGAGAGGUGCAAAGGGAAAACUGGAGACACCUGUCUCACCCGCCCCAGAGAAGAAACCCAAGCCUGUCAAAAAAUCGGCAAGCAAGAAAAUGAGUGGAAAAAAAUCAGGAGCGAAGGCUAAGCAGGGUGAGGUGAGCAAGGCGGCGUCAGCAGAUAGCACCACAGAUGGAUCUCCAGUUGACAGCUUCACCGUGCUCUCCACAAAGAGCCUCUUCCUGGGUCAAAAGCUCAACCUCAUUCACAGCGAGGUCAGUAACUUGGCUGGCUUUGACGUGGAAGGGGUCAUCAACCCCACCAAUGCUGAACUUGAACUUAAAGAUGAUCUAGGCUCUGCUCUGGAAAAGAAGGGAGGGAAGGAGUUCACUGAAGCGUUGUCGGAGCUGCAGAAGAAAAACGGCCCUCUGGAGGUGGCUGGCGCUGUGUUGACCGCCGGCUUCGGUCUGCCUGCUAAGUACGUCAUCCACUGUAACAGUCCAGGCUGGGGCUCCGACAAGUGUGAGGAGAUGUUGGACAAGACAGUGAAGAACUGCCUGGCUCUGGCGGAUGAGAAGAAACUGAAGUCUGUAGCUUUCCCCUCCAUUGGUAGCGGGAGGAAUGGCUUCCCGAAGCAGACUGCGGCGCAGCUGAUCCUUAAGGCCAUCUCCACCUACUUUGUGGCCACCAUGUCUUCCACCAUCAAGACCGUCUACUUUGUGCUGUUUGACAGCGAGAGCAUCGGUAUCUACGUGCAGGAAAUGGCUAAGCUGGAGACGAGCUAAAAGAGUUUGGAGUAUUCGCCUCCUUGUCCCCCCCCCCCCCCCCCCCCCCCCCUGUUUUUCCUUCAAGGAAAUAGGAAGGUGUUUACUAGUGAUUUGUUUUAUUAUCAACAGAAGAAGAAAAUGAAGAAUCUUUCUAAAGGCCGGGAACUUGUUUUUGCAUUAUCUUUAUAUUUUUUCCUAUAUUGUUUAAAAUUUCUUAUUUACUUGUCAACUCUGGCGUUUAAAUGUAAAAGUGCACUGUUCAUUCUGCGGUCUUUUAAUACAAACGGUGCCCUACGAAAUAGAUUCAAGAAGUGAAAAGAGUCACUUUAAGAUUUACUUUUCAUAUACGGUAAAAUAUGUUAUGAGAGAUAGCUACAGUACACCUCAAUUACCAGGCUUCCAGAGAGGUCUGAUGAAUACGGGUUCAUGCAUGUAAUGGCAGUAAAGAUAGUAAAAACAGCUAUUCUCUUUCUUUUCAUAUCAAAAACAUAAAACACUAAUUCAGUGGAAUUUUUGGUAUUACGUUUCUGUUCAUCUCUUGUUAACAGUACUGUAUAAUGAAAAGGUGAAGUUCAGUUUGCUGUACUUUGGUCUUCAGGAGACUAAUAUAGCAGAACUAUGGAAUGAGUUUUUGGUUUUGUGUUGUGUGUUGCAAAUUCCUGUUUGCCUUUCUUUACACAGGCACAAAAUUAGUUUCCUUGUGUGCUGCAGAGACCUUAAAUAAAAAGACGUAAUUAGUUAAAAAAAAAAAAAGUUAAUUGACGCCUGUGUAUUACAAUAAUCCUGGCACCAGUGUCAUGAGUUUACACUGUAAACUGAACACCUGUUGGUUGUCAUUUACAGUAAAAUAUAAAUCAUUUUUUGACAUAAAAUAUAGAAAAUAUAAAAAAUUUAGAAUUUGAGGUUUUUGCAGGGCAUGAAUGGUUUAUAUUGUGUGUUCCUAUCAAUGUUUAUAUAGAUGGAGUAUUUGUGAAAUGUUCUAGAAAAUUAUUGGACUGUAACAGAUUUUUAUUUUCUAUUUUAAUUGAUUCUAAAAGGCACAGAUUGUUUAAAAACAAACAAGUGAGGGAGUUUUUCUUUGUGUUUUGUCUUUGUCAUAAAACAAAUGUACUAAUUUUUGCUGGAAAUAGAAGCGCUCUGCUGUUGCUUUGCUUUUUGAUUCAGCUACCACAAGAUGGCGCCAUGUAAUCAAGAAUUGGAUUUUUCAUCUCAGCCAUUUUCUGUGCAGCAGCAGGCCUCUUCACACAGAGGCUGUUUGAUUUAAGUUGGAUAUGAAUUGGGAUUGACGGACGUAUAUAUGACGAACCGACUGCUCUGCUACAUUUGGACUUUUCAAAAGCCCCACUUUCUUAUGGAAAAAAAAAUGCUUUCUAAAGAAUUGCUACAAUUGAUUAUAAAAAAGGUCUGUACACACUCCGGUAAUAAAAUACCUU
This is a messenger RNA of Etheostoma spectabile (orangethroat darter), 2924 nucleotides long. It is a transcript of the gene macroh2a1, whose product is annotated as macroH2A.1 histone. Gene Ontology annotation, molecular function: structural constituent of chromatin; DNA binding; protein heterodimerization activity. NCBI's taxonomy places the organism in Eukaryota, Metazoa, Chordata, Actinopteri, Perciformes, Percidae. Gene Ontology annotation, cellular component: nucleosome. The coding region runs from base 403 to 1509 and encodes 368 amino acids. The transcript has 9 exons. The record is from RefSeq and is a predicted model, not a curated record.